UCAGCGUUGUAAGUUGUCUGGUGCAUGCUACUUCCGUUGUUUGGAGCCAGAGUUAUAAUCGGGGAAACAGGUUUAAUCUGAGAGACUGCUUGGUGAGGACUAGAACGCACCAUGCUUGAAAAGCUCUUUGCACAAAAAGACAGGAGUGUCCUGUUUAGCCUGCGACAUGCACAAAGCACGGGGUUCGAACCCAUGCACCUCAGACGCCAGGCGGUCGUGCAGUUCUUCGUGGGAAGUAGAAACGGGAGGAUCCGGAGUUACAAGGACACUGGAGGCUGAAUCUGCCUGGCACAGUAAACCCACUGGGCAGCCUGAAGACCCCGGUGGAACUGGCCCAGCGGCAGAAUGCAGGCACUCCACCUUCACCACCGCAGCCCCAGCAGCUACCCGGUCAAGGCCAGGGCAUCCCAUGUGGAUGAGACCCUGUUUGGCAGCCCAACAGGGACUCCACCAUCUCUACCAGACUUUGACCCACCCUGGGUGCAGAAUUGUAAUAGAUCCAGAGGAGUGAGCCCAGGACUGCCGACGGUCUCUGUGGCCAAGAGAGACUGUGAGUCCCCCUCCUCCAGGGGUAGCACCGCAAACCUCACACUAAGGAAGAAAAACAAAUACAGGUUGAUUGGCCACACCCCAUCCUACUGUGAUGAGCCACUGUUUGGCUCCCAGCCACAGGGCACCAGCAAGGAGAGGUCUCAGACAGCCAUGGAGGAUGCUGCCAAGCUCCAGACUCUUUUCUGGACCCCGCCAUCCACCCCUAGGGGCAGCUAUUCACCUCGCCCCAGGGUGACCCCACUACGAGCCAUUCACCCAGCUGGACCCUCCAGGACAGAGCCCAGAGUGGCCAAAGACUCUCAGAGGAUGUUCCGGGAUGGGCUGGAUGUUCCCCGCUCUCUGGGACAGAGGCGUUCCCAUUCACUCACCCACCUAACCAUCCCCAGCACGGGUCCCUGGUCUUACACAUCAGGGGCGACUGUCCAGAGUCCCUUGAUCACUUGUAACGUAUGCUCAGGCAGUGUUUCAGUACCAGCUAUCCUUCCCCGAAAGCCAAAGGCUCCUUGGAAAUGA
Rattus norvegicus (Norway rat) is the source of this 1065-nucleotide messenger RNA. The record is from RefSeq and is a predicted model, not a curated record. NCBI's taxonomy places the organism in Eukaryota, Metazoa, Chordata, Mammalia, Rodentia, Muridae.